AUGGCUAGGUCCGCUGAGCGUUCGCGGAAUCCAUGGCAUUUGCUGCCGAUGGCUGCGCGGAGAAGGACAAUCGGGAAUUUGUUUCACGGAUCUUACGACGAGUUGGAGUCAUACGAAUACGGCUGCAGAAUGACGCGGGAUGUGUUGAAGCGGCGGGGAACAAGAGAUACCUUUUUCCCAGAUGGAGCCGAGACCAAUUACGCUGUUGACCUGCAUAAUCCCCCGAUGCCUCACCUCGUUCGUGCGACAUUCCCUAACCAUGUUGUUGGAGCAUGCGAAACGUCGUGGAUGAGUGAAAAGUUUCAUCAACGUUAUCAUGGAAUAUUUGCGAAGCAGCUGGCGAAGGUUGGGAAACUACGCCUGAUUCGUUCAAACGUGAGGGCUGUUGUUGGUAUCCGUUCGGAUAUCAAAUCGAACUCGAAUGGAGCAUUGAAAUCGUCCGAUCUUUCCAGAUCCGGCUCAAAGCUGACUUUCAAGGACGUCGUUGAACGCUUGGAACACGACUGUGUGAAGAAUGCGUGGGAUCCAGUCGUUGAAGAAGAAAUUGAAUUUUUUCACAAAGUUUCCGAUGGUGAUACCAAGCGUCACUUUUUCAAGGCUGCUAAAUUCGUUUCUGUUCUUGCGACGCUCUUCAUCAAUCGCGUCGACAGUCUCGUGGAGGAAUCGAAAGAAGUUCUGAAAGAGUUGCAACGUGGUGAAAGGCGGGCAGUAAGGAAACCGAAGGACGAUGGUCUUACUAUUGUUUCUCUUGGACUUUCUGAUCGCCAACCGCUUACUUCAGCUCCUCGGAUUUCCAAGUCAGAUGAGUGUGGAAGGGAUGUUUUAUUGCUGGAUCGCCCUGCGUUGGUUGCUGCAAAAGAUCUGGGCAGAUCUCCAUUCCUGAACGUGUUCUGCACUUUUUCGAGUAACGCCAGCUUAGAACUAACUUAUCCAGAGUCGCGGAUGGUGAUCUUAACACCAACAGGGAGUCAGAUUCGUGAUACUUCUGACAAAGUGAUAGCCAAAAAGCUUUUAGAGCUUCGAGGUACCUCAUGUGAACCAGGAUUCGAAGAAGACGACGAAGAGCGCUUGGCAGCCAGAGGCGGUCUUACCUUGGCGAAUGAUGCGCUGGGAGAUCGACAAGACUCCUCACCGUGGAUGUCCAUUGAGGAAACAAUGCCUUUUACCAACCGGUUGAAAUCUCAGAGCUCUUUUAUCGCCGGAAUGGGACAUUGCUUUCAGGAUACCCUUCAGGAUAAUCUAACGGGGCCGUGCAACUUUUGCUUCAAACAUUGUUCAUUGUCCGCCGAGAGGUUGCUUGACGCACAGUUCUGUCCUCCUGGACUGGAUGACUAUUGGUUUUCUUUGCCAGUAAUGCGAAGGGAAGCAAAAUCACUGGUAAACGCUUGGAGGUUGGAAGAAACUGUGAACGAAGGCGAUGGGGUCACGGAAUCCUGCUUGUUGCGAAUGUCGGAAGAUUUCUCUGGGCUUUUUGCUAAAGCCGAUGAACAGUUGGAUUUGUCACUCGAAGAUACCUUGAUGGAAACACAAGCCCUCAAUGGUAGAGAUGAUGAAGAUGAGGAGAAUUGCCCACAUCUUCAAGCGUACGUGGAAAACAUGAAGAUGAAGUUGGAUCAAGAAUCCGAAGGAAGUUGGGAAACGUAUGCGAAGAAGAUAUUCCAUGUGAUACCUAAAGAUACUAACUCGAGUUUCGAGGAGGUUUGUGCAAAUUGGGAGCAUUUGGACACUCGCGAAGUCUGUCGUAUCUUCGAAACUACUCUUCGAAUGACUGAUCCUCCAGAUGACGCAACAGGCUCCAACAAGUACAAAGGAAAGCUUACGCUCAAAGUUAAGCGCGAAAAGAACCAACCCCAUAACAGUCUCGAGGUUUCAGUCCAUGAAGCUGCUCAAGUUGAAUUCUUUUACGACCCUCCAGAACCUGCUCCUACGCGUCGCCCGAAGAAGUCACAUCGUGCAUCGCGACAUUGA
Notodromas monacha is the source of this 1968-nucleotide messenger RNA. NCBI's taxonomy places the organism in Eukaryota, Metazoa, Arthropoda, Ostracoda, Podocopida, Cyprididae. The record is from the annotation of a GenBank genome assembly.